Molecule: messenger RNA, 510 nt
Organism: Acytostelium subglobosum LB1
Lineage: Eukaryota; Evosea; Eumycetozoa; Acytosteliales; Acytosteliaceae
Exons: 1
Coding region: 1-510 (169 amino acids)
Source: RefSeq, a predicted model, not a curated record
AUGAAUCUGCGUCUGCUCAUUUCCAAAAACCCGGAUCAAUCCAAUCUUGUAUUGAGACCCUUCCUCGAUUUCAAAACGGAUGUUGUAAACCGGUUGAUCACUGGAGAGCUCGGUUUCGUAUUGAACAUUGGUGUCGAUAUACCCUUUUCGUCCAUAGAGAUCUUUAAUGGCUUCGGCGGUGUUUCGCAGGACUUCUGGGGAGUAUUUCUCCUCGGGGUGGACCAAAAAAGCCUUUUCGAUUUCUACAUCGGUGAAGAGGGUGUUCCCUUUAAAGGUGAUUGUCCCGUAGUGAAAGAGGGGGCCAUGGUCUGCGGUGAGGGUGAUAAUGAUACGCCCCUCUUUCUCUGCAUUGGUGAUUUGGAGAUCGACUUUAGCAUCGGCAUACCCUUCAUUUUGAAGCAUCGUGACAAUGGCCAGCCGAUCUUGUUCGAUCGCCUCUUCCUGGAGAAUUCCCGACCCCGUCAGCCAACUGGUAAAGAGGCUGUACGACUUCGUGUAGAUCUUCUCUAA